UUCUUCUUAUUAUUCUCGUNUGAAGACGCGCCUGUUCAUCGUGGUGUUCGUCAACAUUCAUGUUCUUUUUGUCAGCUUUUCAUGUCUGCAAAGUUCGGCUAGCUUUACUUUGUUUUCCUUUUAUUUAGCUGAACAUAAGUAAUAAAGCUAUCUUUGUCCAGAAUUUACAUAUGUGCGUGCGCGGGUGUGUGUGUGUGUGUGCGCGCGCGUGUGCGUGUGUGUGCAUUUCAGGUGAUCUGUCUCUAAAGAUAUUGUUAAGCUAUCAUUCGUCUGUGUUCUGUCAAGGUGGUGUAAUAUUUUGUAUUGCCGUUAAGUAUGCUGUGGGUUUUGGAACAGAAAGUGAGGCGCAAAAGUCAUAAUAUAUGACUGCUUAAUUUUUUUGUUGUUUGAAAACGCAGAAAAGGGAGUGACACCUUUGCUCACUACAGUUUUUGUUUUGACACAAUUAAGUUCUGUUAGCAUGUGUAGCUCCCCUUGAAAAUUUUGAAUUUUCAGAUCAGAACUUCUUCCCAGAUGCGACAUACGAGAGGCUGGAGCAGCUUGAUAAUGUAUAUCCUAUAGGUCUAGGAAAUUAUUCGGGAAGCAAUUAUAGUGCAGUUAAAUUUGUUAGCCAAUUGUUAAAGUAGACUGCACUGGGUUUCCAAGUUGAAAUCGGUUGCUAGUUUUGAGUGCUUUCUAGCAAAAAUUACUCUAUCUUCUGGAACUUAAGAAAUUUCAUGAUGCUAUGGGCCAUUUUUCAUUUUUAUUUUUUCAUAUUUCUUGCUUAACUGAUUGACUUUCAAAUGAUAUUGAUGAUAAUAUAAUUUCCUUCUCUAUGUCUUCAUACACCCUAUAACUUAUCUUCACUUACUCAUAUUUCUUUGCCCAUUGAAGCUGAAAUGCAAGAUAAUACUGCCUUUGCCUUCUAAGCUAUUGUAAAGCGUUUCCUAUUUUUUUUUUUCUUUUAAUUUUCUUCUGAAGAAUCAUAGCAUGGAAUUGAUUUCAUACACAUGUUGCCAAUUAAAAUCACAUGAUGAACCUUACCCAUUUUUUCACCUGCACAAUGCAUUUAGAAUACAGCUUUCGGACCAUGAUAUUUUCACUUUCAUUCUCUACUCCACUGCUCCAUCAUGUAGGUGAUAAGUUUCUGUGAUUAUUUUCUUUGUGUCAUGUAUGCACGUGAACAAGGGUAAACAGGUGUCGAGAAAUAUGGAUGAUCCAAAUCUCAGUUAUAUGCACUACCCAAGCUUCAGUUCCUGUUCAUUUCCACUGUAAUAUCAACUUUUUUCUUGGGAAUGUGAUGCUAACUGCAAAGUUGACACUCGUGAUAGCUUUAUUCUAGGAUGGUAUUUAGUUUAUUUUAAUUUCCAGGUGGAUCUUUUAAACUGAUACUAUCUAAUCAGAUGCUUUAUGGCAUAUGAGCAUGAGAUCAAGGGAACAAAUGGAAUCUGGACCUUAUCCAGUACGUGAAGGCGAACCGGAUUGUUCGUAUUACAUUCGAACAGGUCUAUGCAGAUUUGGGACAACAUGUAGAUUUAACCACCCUCCUAACAGGAAUCUGGCUAUUGCCACGGCAAGGGUGAAAGGCGAGUAUCCAGAACGAAUAGGACAACCUGAAUGUCAGUAUUACUUAAAAACGGGGACCUGCAAAUACGGAGUCACGUGCAAGUAUCAUCAUCCUAAAGACAAAGCCGGGAUUGCUGGAAGAGUUGCAUUAAAUGUUUUGGGAUAUCCUCUUCGCCCGAAUGAAACUGAAUGUGCAUACUAUUUGAAAAACGGGAUAUGCAAAUUUGGAAGCACUUGUAAAUUCCAUCAUCCUCAGCCAUCGAAUAUGAUGGUUUCUUUACGUGGUUCUGCUGUAUAUCCCGCUAUUCAUUCUCCAACAAACAGCCAGCUGUCAUAUCCUUUAUCGAGAGCUUCUUUUAUAGCCGGUCCACGGUGGCAAAGCCCUUCAAGUUAUGCACAGCUGGUUAUGCCUCAAGGAAUGGUAUCUGUUCCAGGAUGGAACACUUACAGUGGUCAGAUGAGUUCAGUUUUAUCUUCGGAAUUCCAAAAUCCUACAACAGGAAACGACCAGGAUGAUGGCACAUCGCCCCAGGAUGAAACUGGAGGUGUGGGAUCUCAAUUUCAUUCUCGUACUGUACCAAUCGGGUAUUAUGCAUAUCAGGGAGACAACAUAUUUCCAGAGAGACCUGGUGAGCCAGAAUGCCAGUUCUAUAUGAAGACAGGGGACUGCAAAUUUGGUGCAGUGUGUAAAUUUCACCAUCCCAGCGAAAGACUUAUCCCUGUUCCUGAUUGUGUCUUGAGUCCAAUUGGACUUCCUCUACGCCCGGGAGAGCCACUAUGUGUAUUCUAUUCCCGAUAUGGAAUCUGCAAGUUUGGUCCAAGCUGCAAAUUUGACCACCCUAUGAGGGUUUUCUCAUACAAUGCGGCUGCGUCAUCAUCAUCGACCGACUCCCCAGCCGUUCGUCAUUUCUUGGCUUCAUCAUCAUCAGGAAAUGUGGCACUAAGUUUCUCAGCAGAUGGACUUGCAGAAGCUGUCUCCACAAACAACAGACGAUUAUCUUUGUCUGAGCCUACUAGACAGAAAUCCUCGGGUGACAAUAACAUUGACUCAGAGUGAUAAUAUAUAUACACAAACCCAACUAAGUUAUCGCCUUUUCCAAUCUUUUAGAUGCGCGGCAAAUAAAUGACAGCUUCGUGUAAAUUCAUUUCCGUUGCUGGACAUGUACAGUGUUAAAUUUCUGUCAAUCCGUUCUUCUGAACGUUCUAGAUUGACUUCCUUAAACUUGUUGAGUUGUAUCAAUUUUCAAAUGUUGUCACAUUUGUUAAAGGCAGCAGUGGAUGUUCGGUCUUCUCUGAAAGCCAUCUUCCUAUCAUUUUUGUAUCACUUUGACAUUCUUCUGGAUAUUUCCUUUCACAGCAGGCUCAUGUAACACAUCAUUGGACUCUGGAAAUACGACAGGAUUGUUUCUCCUUUAAGGCAUAAUGAUUAUGUAUGAACUCAUAGUUGUGUAGAAUAACAUGUUAUUUUCCUUGUUAAUUUAUGGUCAUUAACAGGAUUAUCGCGGUCUAUGAGCUCUCUUGUUGGACUCAUUACACCAAGGAAAGAGCAAAGUAUCUGGAAGUGAGGAUGGUAUUUUAAAUGGGUAGAUGAGGGUGCUAAGGUGUUGAAAGAAGAUUUUUAAGGACAUGAAUGUAAGUGAAUGGUGAGAAGGCUAGAGAGAAAAUACCUGUGUCCAAAAGAUUUCAAGGAGAAAAAAACAGACUAUAAGCAGGCUUGGACUCGUGUGUGGAUCUGAUGAGAUGAGAUGACUAGCUGUUUUGAGAUGUCUUUGUUUGUUGGUUCAAAAAAUUUUCUGCUGGGAUCUCUGUCUUAAACCUGAAGUUGCGCAAGCUAAUGCUUUUGUAUAAAACUGCUAUCGCCUUCCAUGACAUAUGAUGAAUUGCAUGAGCUGCUUCCCAUAUUACAGAUAAAGCUUUGACGGAUGUGUGUUAAGAUAUAUGUAAGAAAUACUACAUCUUUAGCUGUCUGGAGCCAGCUCAAUGAAAAUCCUUAUGGUAUCCUUUUCAUGUCUUGAAAAGAUCCAUUUAAGACAUCAUUGAUGAAUCACAAUCUUAUGCAUUGACAGAUAUUGUCACUGAAUUGUUUGGGGACGAGAAUGCAUCAACAAGAUUUGAUUAUAUCCAAUGUGGAAAAAUGGAAUAGUUUCCAG
Messenger RNA from Striga asiatica, 3695 nucleotides. Lineage: Eukaryota; Viridiplantae; Streptophyta; Magnoliopsida; Lamiales; Orobanchaceae. The record is from the annotation of a GenBank genome assembly.